Messenger RNA from Oppia nitens, 3640 nucleotides. RefSeq lists its product as uncharacterized. Lineage: Eukaryota; Metazoa; Arthropoda; Arachnida; Sarcoptiformes; Oppiidae. Gene Ontology annotation, biological process: signal transduction. The record is from RefSeq and is a predicted model, not a curated record. The transcript is spliced from 9 exons. Bases 11 to 3640 code for a protein of 1209 amino acids.
AACUAAUAUAAUGGCCAACAUUGAUGACUUUAACAGCAGCGACAGUACCAGCAGUACAAGUGGCCGAAAUAGUAGUACGGGUGCUGAUAAUGCCUGUGCCCGCAUAGUAGGCGAUACCCAGAAUCAUCAGUUUGGUAAUCCAUUGUACGAUAGCUAUAAUUAUGAUAAUGAUGAUCAUAAUAAUAAUGAUAGUCUUACUAAUAAUUAUACAACAAAUGUCAUAACAAAUUGUUUGUCAAAUGACAACAUGACUAACAAUAAUGAUAAUAAUAGUUGUGAUAAAAGUGCUGAUAAUUGUCAUAACAGUGUCAACAAUGAGCUGAUGAUUAAGUUAAGUGAAAGUCAUGCUAAUGUCGAUAAACCCGUCGAUUAUAUAAAUAUAGUCAAAAAUACUACUAUUUCUAUGGACACAACAUCUAUUGAAACUAUCGGUGCGACAACAGUUAUAAGGCCUGUGCCACGCGAAAGGACUACUAUUAGUAGGACAUCAAAGUCUAAUAAUAAUAAUAUUAAUAAAUCUGGUUAUAAAAAUGUAUCAGUAAAUUGUGAUUUAGUUAACCAACAAACUUGUGAUAAUAAUAAUACUAUUCAAACAUCGACAGCAAUGUCAAACUCAGUGCCCACUUCGUGGUCAUAUCAGAGACCAUCUGUGGACAGGGAGGACAGUAAUGAACUAACGUAUCUCAUCAACUAUUUGGAGUCAAUCUCGGAACAGAUGAGUUCCGACUCGUUCUAUGCCAUACCGAAAGUGCCGUCACUGUCGUCAACACCGGUGACCUCUCAGUACAGUUGUUCGCCUCCGCCAACACUACCGCCGAAGGCUAAACCCCGUCGUAGUCUUCGCUCAAAACAGACGUCGUCCACCACAUCGACAUCAUCAUCAUUGGCGACUAGUCCGCGACCGUUGCCCGAACCGCCCAAAUACGUCCCGCCACCCAAACCACCACAUUUACCACCGGAAACACCGCCGCCACCACCACCUGACUCUCCUGAUAAUCAGUCGCUUACAUCGUAUAGCUCAACACAGGCCUCAUCAUCACCGACAACAACACCAUCGCCGCCAGUGAUGCCCGAAGUACCGCCACGAAUGACUACUAGAGAAAAGGUAUUACGAGAUAAUGUCGAUAUGGAGGACAAGAUUGUUGUCAACCCUUUGAGAAAACUCAGCGAACCCUAUACUACAACACAAAAAUUGCCGAUUGUCGAUCCACAUUAUUGUCAACAUAAAGAUUGUCGGCAUAAAGGUAUCGCCCGAUCGCAAACAUUCCGAUCGGCGGACAAGUAUAGCUCGUCGAACAAGUUGUCGGCCAGUCGUCUGGAAAACGCCAGUCCAUUGUCGCCGACAAAGACACGACUACUGAACCACAACCAUAACAGAGCCAUCAUUCAGAAGUGCGGUUAUCUAUGGAAAACGGGACCCAAUAGGCGACGAUUUCACGACCGAUGGUGUGUUUUGCAUCGACACCAACAGCAGAGUGAUGAGGCAGUACUGGCUUAUUAUUUAGAUCGCAAGACUACCAGCUCUCGGGGCAAACUGAUGCUCAAAGAUAUUGCAUUUGUUAAGCUAUUGGAUGCAAUUGAGAGUAAAACAAAGGCACCGGUAAUCAAUAGUACAGGCGAUUCAACAAUUUUCAGUUACUUCGAGGUUGGGGUCAACUCUCGGAGAGGUAGAGUCUAUCUGUUUGCCGCCAAAUGUCUGUCCGAUCAGCGGAUUUGGUUUAAUACUAUUUGCGAAUCAAUCGCUUGGGACUACUUUACAUUAAAUGAUGCUUUUCAUUGCGGUUAUGUUUAUAUGAAGUACGGUAUUAGUGGUCAAUGGAUUGUCAAUUAUGUGGUAUUAAAGGAACGACAGAUUACUAUCGUUACAAAAGACUUGGAGGAAAUCAAUGGCAAUCAUAAUUCCGUCGCCAACGACACCGCGAGUAUCAUAUCAGACGAUAGUGAAAGUCAUAUGAGUACCGAUUCAAUGGAUCUCAAUAGUCGUCAUAGCUAUCAGAUCUAUGAUAUGCGGAAAGUUAUGUCAGUGGCGUACGCAUCGGUACAUCAGAUGAGUUCGUGUGGAUCGGCCAUCGAAAUGGGACAACCGGUAUGUGUGGCAUUUCAGCACCGGGUGAUCUAUUUACAGUGUGAAUACAAGGCUCACACAGAGCUCUGGUAUCAAUCGUUGCUGAAAAUUUGGAAAAAACCUGAAACUGGUUGUCUGGAGGAUCAGUAUCUGACCAAUGAUAACUUGCCGGUUGCCAUUGAAAAGUGUAUAAACUUUGUGUCGACAUACGGUGCCGACACACCUAAUCUAUAUAUUUAUCAAAAUCACGAUUCACGUGUUAGUCAAUCGCUGGUCACUGCACUACACGGCAACGUAUGGGACGUUCAGAUCCGUAUUGACGACUACUCUGUCCACGACGUUUGUCUAACAGUCAUACUGUUUCUCAAAUCGCUUAAUGAGUGUAUACUAACUGAAAAACUUUAUCACAAUUGGAUUAAAGCCAAUGAGGAAGAGAAUCCCAACGAAAGGUUACAAAAAUUUAAAGUUUUGCUGAAGAUAUUACCAGUUGUUAAUUAUGUAACACUCAAGAAGAUUGUACUUCAUAUGGUUUGUUUAUUGCAAAAUAACGAUAAAAAUAAGCUAACAUUGUUGACACUGGCACCGGCAUUGUCGGAAACUAUACUAUUUUUCAAGUGUUGUAACGACAAAGUCAUCGACGACAGGACCUCGACGUUUGACGGCCGAAGCGCCGGCACCGACAUCAUGACCGACCUAUUGGUUUCAUACAACUGGUUGUUUGAUAUUACACAACAAGAGAUGGAAAAGGAAAGGAAAAUACAGAAAGCACUGCAACUGAUGAAAGACGCCAAACACGAGGUGUCGGCACUCAAAGUCCACAAUAAACCGGUAUCCGAGUGCCAGGACUUUCUCAUUGCUUGCUAUGUCUACAACCGUAAGUACGGCCAGUGUGUGACAGUACGGGUAACGCCAACGAUGACGGCCGGCGAUCUCAUCGAAUAUGUUGUCAAAAAGGAAAAUCUAAGAGACAACAUCACAAAGCUAUCGGUGUUUGAGGUGGUCUACGAGGAACAACUGGAACGGUGUCUACACAACAACGAUAUUGUUUUGGGCGUCACCUUGUCGUGGGUUAAGUGGGAUCAACACUACUCGCACGACAACUACCUGUGCAUACGGGAGAAUCAAUUGUACGAACAAAUUGUCCGACAAAUGUCCGAUCAAACACCGAUUACUAUAUUUUGUUCGUUGAAAUUUGCGGACAGUCCGACCAAAUCGUAUCGCAAAUGUCUGGUCGAGUUUACCGGCGCUAAGUUAAGUGUGUAUAGCGAUCAAAAAGGCGAGAAAUCAUUGGGAAAAUGGAAUAUCGAAGACAUCACCUGGUAUUUGGGUGCCGACGGUAAACGCAAACAUACCGGUGCCGAUAAGUCUAAAUAUGCCAUCACUUUUAUUGACCGAAAUACACCACAGAUUAGAUCUAAGGACAGUCCGUAUUUUGGACGCACCCUAUUGUGCAACAAUGAGGAAGAGUAUCACAAAUGGAUGGCUGGUAUGAUUUACGCUGAAUAUCCUAACGGUCUGCACAACUCUCAUAAGACACUUAGUGAUCAACAAAAUAGUAGACAUUUAUUAGAUUAA